AUUACGGCAAAUUCUCUCCCCUGAGAGCGAAUAUAGAGAGAGAGACAGUCAAAAUUAGGUAUUGUUCUCUCGAUUUUCUCUCUCCCCUCAAAAUCUCCCUUCUUCGUUCUCCGCAGAUGGCCCCCAACCGAUGGAUCAGGCCCGAGGUUUAUCCUCUGUUUGCGGCCACAGGGGUUGCUGUUGGCAUCUGCGUGAUGCAGUUGGUGCGCAACAUUUCCACCAAUCCUGAAGUCAGGGUGACCAAGGAAAAUAGGACAGCAGGAGUUCUGGAUAACUUUGCAGAAGGAGAGAAGUAUUCUCAGCAUGCCCUCCGGAAGUUUGUCCGCAACAAGUCUCCAGAGAUCAUGCCAAACGUCAACAAAUUCUUCACUGACCCAAACUAAAGUUUCCUUCUUACAUCAAACAGUCUGUUCCUUGAUUGUUGAGGUUUCUUGGUGUUCUUACAUUGCUAGUUUUGGAAUGUUUAUGAUGGUCUGGAAAUGAGACCGUUGACUAUAUUUAAACUGGUUGACCAGUGGUACAAACUUGAACAAGUUUAAUAAAGAAUUGAAUUGCAUUUUUUGUCAUCA
This is a messenger RNA of Rhododendron vialii, 569 nucleotides long. RefSeq lists its product as uncharacterized. The transcript is spliced from 3 exons. The coding region runs from base 117 to 383 and encodes 88 amino acids. The record is from RefSeq and is a predicted model, not a curated record. Lineage: Eukaryota; Viridiplantae; Streptophyta; Magnoliopsida; Ericales; Ericaceae.